Plasmodium gallinaceum is the source of this 1920-nucleotide messenger RNA. RefSeq names its product protein phosphatase PPM9, putative (gene PPM9). Gene Ontology annotation, molecular function: protein serine/threonine phosphatase activity. NCBI's taxonomy places the organism in Eukaryota, Apicomplexa, Aconoidasida, Haemosporida, Plasmodiidae. The record is from RefSeq and is a predicted model, not a curated record. The transcript is spliced from 6 exons. Gene Ontology annotation, biological process: protein dephosphorylation. The coding region runs from base 1 to 1920 and encodes 639 amino acids.
AUGAGUAUAUUAGAUAAUUGUAAGGAAAAAAAUAAUAAUGUUGGUAGUGUAUGUGAAAGCAGUAUUAAUGAUAUAAAGGAAUGUAAAAGUAUAAGUGAUAUUGUUAAUUAUAUUGUAACAUUAGGUGUAUGGGAAAUGUAUACUUAUGAAUGGAUAUUUAAUAGAAGAACAUUUUUAUAUUACAAUACUCUAUUAGGAAGUUAUUAUUUCUAUGAUAAAAAUAAUAAUUUGAUUUUAUUUAGCGAAAAUUCUUUUUUUUUUUAUGUAUACUCAUUUGAAAAUACUGAAUUUAUAUCCAAUCUAUUUUUUAAAAAAAAUGAAAAAAAAAAAGAAUUAAAACUAACUAGCUAUGCAAAAACAAUGCAAGGAAGGAGAAAAAAACAAGAAGAUAGAUAUAUUAUUGUAACUGACUUAACUAAAUAUAUUGAUUCAAAUGAUUAUAAAACAUUAUUUUUCUAUAAAAAAAAUCCUCUAUAUUUUUUUUCUAUAUUUGAUGGGCAUAGAGGAAUAAAAGCUUGUGAAUAUUGUAUGAAUAAUAUAAUCAAAAAUAUUAUUUAUUACUUUUAUAAUCAAGAUGUAAUCGAAGAAAAUAAUGCUCCAUUAUAUAAUUUAGGAUCCACAUGUAAUUCUCUAAAUAAUUCUAGAAUAGUUAAAUCUCAAAAUUCUACUAGUAAAAUUCAAGAAAAAGAAAAAAAUUUUAUUGAAAAUACAAAAAAAAAUGAUUUAAAUAUAGAUGAAAAAAAUAAAACUCUUGAAAUUGAUUGUAUAAAUAUAAAUCAUUUUGAUAAUUCAAUCUCUAGUGUUAAUGAAAAUAAUGUUACAAACAAAAAUGAAGAUAAAUAUGAGGAAAAAAAUUUAAAUAAAAAUAAAGAUGAAAAUUUAAUUAAAAAUGAAUGUUUAAGUAUAGAUGAAAGCAUAAAUAGAAAAAAAAGAAAAAUUGAAAGAGAAGUUAUAGAAAACAAGGAAAAUUGUAGUAUAUCCAAAGAAAACGAUAUAAUUAAUAAUGAUAAUAAUUCCAGUAAUAUAAAUGAAGGAAAAGAAAAUUUCAAAAAUUCAAUUACACAAAAUGAAGAUGAUAAAAAUUCAAAUACACAAAAUAAAUGUAAUAAUAAUAGUAAUAAAAAAUUAAAGAUUUUAGAUGAUAUGACUGAUGAAGAAAUAAUAGAAAAUAUAAAAUUAGCUUUUAUAAAAACAGAUGAGCAGUUCUUAAAGGUUUCAAAAUUCCCAAAUCAUGGUUGUACAAUUAUUUCUUUAAUAAUUUUAAAGAAUAAAAUGUUUAUAGCUAACUUAGGAGAUUGUAGAGCUAUUGGUGUCGUUAAUUUAAAUAACACUUUAAAAACAGAGAUUUUAUCAUAUGACCAUAAACCAAAUGAUCCAAAAGAAAAAGAACGAAUAAAAAAAAUGGGGGGAGAUGUUAUUUGCUUACAGAAUGUUUAUAGAGUUAAGGCAAAUACGAAAAAGGAUAAUAAUGAUAAACCAUGUUUAAUGGAAAGAUUAACUAUGAAAGAGGAAGUUUAUCUUGCAGUUUCAAGAGCUAUAGGAGACAAAGAUUUUAAAUAUAAUAAUGUCAUAUCAGCAAUGCCUGAUGUUAUGUGUAAAGAAAUAUAUAAGAAUGAUUUAAAUGAAAAAAGUGUAGACAUAGAAAAUAUAAAAAACACUGAACCAGAAGUUAAAAAUCAGGUAGAUGAAAAUUAUUUUAAAGAAAAUGAAAGUACAUAUUAUUCUUCAGAUGAACUGAAUUAUCAUUUUGUUGUUAUGGCUUGUGAUGGUGUGUGGGAUACAUUGUCUAAUAAGGAUAUUGCUCAAAUAUUGCAAACAUAUCAGCAUGAUCCAGAUAAGGCAUGUAGUGAGAUAAUUAAAACUGCAUAUGCAUAUGGAAGUCAAGAUAAUUUAACUGCUAUGUUGUUAAAAUUUUAUUGA